CGCAAGAAAAUAACAUACGUGAUAUUUAGAGCUUAGUUUGGGGAUUUGUUGGGCACUUAAAAUGUAAAAAACACGCAUUUUAUUUAUUCGACUAUUUGUGACUCAUAUAAUGCAGUUCAUUUUACCAUUUUAAUCGUGUGGCGUUGAAUGUUGUGACGUGUCUGACGCACGGCGAGGAACAGGAGGACAUUUUGGCUCCGCUAUGCUCCAGUUUCCACACUUGAGCCCGAGUUUAGUACGUUAUUAAGCACGACGUGCGAAAUUUGAGCCAUUAUGGAAGCGCGAUAGAGCCACUGCAAGCAGCCUUAUACAGCAACUGAGCCAGGAUGGUCCGGGUUGUGUUCCUGCACCCUGAUCUGGGUAUAGGAGGUGCAGAGCGGCUGGUGGUAGAUGCUGCUGUGGCGUUGACAUCUCGUGGCUGCAGUGUCCAGAUAUGGACAGCACACUACGACCCACAGCACUGCUUUUCAGAGACCCUCUCGCCAGACCUACCUGUGGUGUGUGCAGGCGAUUGGUUACCCACCAGUGUAUUUGGGUACUUCCAUGCUCUUUGCGCCUACCUGCGCAUGAUUUACGUAGCAUUUUAUCUGGUCUUUCUGAGCGGCGAGGAAUUUGAUGUUGUCUUCUGUGAUCAGGUCUCAGCAUGUAUUCCUGUCUUGCGCCUGUCACGCCACAGAAAGAAGGUUCUUUUCUACUGUCACUUUCCUGACCAGUUACUGACUCAGCGUCGUUCGCUGCUGAAGCGUCUCUACCGUGCGCCCAUCGACCGUCUGGAGGAGCUGACCACAGGCAUGGCCGACCGUAUUGUGGUCAACAGCAAAUUCACUGCUAGCGUGUUCAAACAGACCUUCCCCAACCUGGCUGAGAUACACACAGAUGUCCUGUACCCUUCUCUGAACUUUGCUUCUUUCGAUGUAGAGGUGGAAGAAGACCUCACUGGCCUGGUUCCUGAGGGCCGACGUGUCAUUUUCCUUUCCAUUAACCGCUACGAGCGAAAGAAGAACCUGCCGUUAGCAUUGCAGGCUUUAGCUGCUUUAAAGGACAGUAUUUCUUCAAGGCAGUGGGACCAGGUGCAUCUGGUGAUGGCAGGUGGCUAUGAUGAGCGCGUGGCUGAGAACCUGCAUCACUAUGGUGAGCUGCGCUUGCUAGCGGCCUCUUUAGGUCUAGUGGAGCAUGCCACCUUCUUGCGCUCUUUCUCAGACCGCCAGAAAGUAGCCCUCCUUCAGAGUAGCACUUGCGUGCUGUACACGCCCAGCAAUGAACACUUCGGGAUUGUGCCAGUGGAGGCCAUGUACACCCGCUGUCCCGUCAUUGCUGUUAACUCUGGUGGGCCGCUAGAGUCAGUGGCACAUGAGGAGACUGGCUUCUUGUGUGAUCCCACACCAGAAAGUUUUUCAGAAGCAAUGGGACGCUUUUUGACAGAUCCAGGACUUAAGCAGCGCAUGGGCCAGGCCGGCCGGGACAGAGUCAUAGAUCGCUUCUCUUUGCAAGCAUUUACUGACCAGCUCCACAGGCAUAUCCUCAGCCUGACCGAUUGAUGCUAUGACAUCAUACAGACCCAGUGACUCCAGCACUCUCAGCAUUCCACUGUGCAGGUCACCAUGGAGAGACCAAUAAAAGAAUGCGCUCGCUAAUUAGAGAAAAGAGCAGCGAACGAAUGGGUACUUUUAACCUGUCUAGGACUCGGCUGGUGGGACAAUACGGACCUCAGCUUGGAUAGGGCCAGAAUGUGGAGCACCCGUCUGACUGAGAGGUUAAUGAAUUACUGUUUGCUGGCUACAUUGAUCGUGCGUGUCAUCUCAGGGGCCUGAAGUGUGAGUGUGAGUAAGAGUUUGUGUGGAUGCGUGCAUGUGUGUGUGUGUCUUUUGCCUGCGGACCAUUAGAGAGUUUCCGGGGCAGAAAUCGAUGGGGAGUAUUUCUGUGCCCUGUUCCGUCUUAAAGCAUUUCAGCCUUUGUUCAGUAAUAACAAUGGCGGAUGUUAUUUCAGCCUGAAACUAGUGGAGCUCGUAAGUUAGUUAACUGGAAGGAAAGUUCUCUUAGAGACAAAGGGGCACAAUUCUGUAUUGGUUUUUGGAUUGUUACUGACUCUCUGUGCUUUCUCAUAGAUGCUAUUGAUGUGAAACUGAGGUCAUCAUUAAAUUAAAUGAUGCACACUG
Molecule: messenger RNA, 2156 nt
Organism: Pygocentrus nattereri (red-bellied piranha)
Lineage: Eukaryota; Metazoa; Chordata; Actinopteri; Characiformes; Serrasalmidae
Gene: alg2
Product: ALG2 alpha-1,3/1,6-mannosyltransferase
Exons: 3
Coding region: 327-1538 (403 amino acids)
Molecular function (GO): GDP-Man:Man(1)GlcNAc(2)-PP-Dol alpha-1,3-mannosyltransferase activity; alpha-1,3-mannosyltransferase activity
Source: RefSeq, a predicted model, not a curated record